Molecule: messenger RNA, 6322 nt
Organism: Culex pipiens pallens (northern house mosquito)
Lineage: Eukaryota; Metazoa; Arthropoda; Insecta; Diptera; Culicidae
Product: general transcription factor 3C polypeptide 1
Exons: 5
Coding region: 89-6250 (2053 amino acids)
Biological process (GO): transcription initiation at RNA polymerase III promoter; 5S class rRNA transcription by RNA polymerase III
Cellular component (GO): transcription factor TFIIIC complex
Molecular function (GO): DNA binding
Source: RefSeq, a predicted model, not a curated record
GAUCUGCUGUCAAAAAGUCCGAAAGUUUCUGUUUGUGUUUACAAAAAUUUCGCUGCUCUUGCAAAAAAUCAGUGAAUUUCGAUGUAAAAUGCUUCGACCGGCCCCGCUGUCGUCGGUCCUCAACGAGGAGGUGUCCCUCGAGGGCCUGGAAGGGGCCACCCUGGACACCCUCUGGAACCGGUUGGCGAUCCGGCUCAAGAUGAAAAUGCCCCUGCCGCAGCCGUUCUGCGAUUCCGUGUGGUCCCUGGUGGUUCGGCAGAGCGAAUACUCGUUCUACGAGCUGCCAACGCCGCGGAAGCCGUUCGAGUUUUUCGACCGGAUGCAGCACGUCGAUCCGGCGACGGGUGUGAUGAAGGAACCGAAGGAUUACCCGGGCCAUCGGUUCCGGUACGAGCCGAUCCUGGCGGAAGGGGUGAGGGGAAGUUGCGAGUGUUACGAGAGCCGUGCUGUUGUGGACAGGGAGGUGUUGAUGGGGAUGAGUUGGCGGGAGGUGGACGCCAAGUGGCCGUUCCAGUUUGUGGUGAUGGCCUCGCAAAAGAUGCGCGAAUCGUUUAUUGUCAAUUCGAAUUUUACGCUGGAUUUUACGAUUAUUCAGUACUGUAUGUUGGAGUGGAUCGCCCGGGCGCGGUUUAACGGGGAGACGUCGCAGGGCAAGUACUCGCUGCUGGAGCUGACGAAAGAUUCGAGCAUUUUGUACUACAACCGGAAGUUCCUGACUGAUUACAAGCUGAUCACGAGGCAAUCUUUGUGUCAGCGAACCGGCGAGAGCAGCAUCCAGGGCAUGGUGUUUCACCUGCCGCGGUAUUACAACGAGAUGAAGCCGAAAAAUUUGAUGAUCACGGAGAAGGUCGUUAACAUUCUGAAGCAGAGGCCAAACUACCAGGCGGAUUACGAAGAGAUUAAGCAGAUUGUGCUGGGCCGUUCGGAGGCACGCAAGUGGUUCCGAUGUCCGGAGUUUGCUAAAUAUAUUCGGACGGAUGAGACGGUUCCCUAUCGGGUGCUCUAUCCGGAUGCGGACGAGCGCGAGUGGAAGAUGAAGAAUCGAAAGUGCGAAGAGAAGCAGGUUCGCGUCAUGCGGCUGAUUGACCCGACCGCAGACAUCUACGAGCUGUGGUACAAGGACGAGGUCCCGGAAGAGGAUCAAAACGAUGGGAUUUUGAAUUCGCAGAAGGCUUACAUCGACAUGCCGAUUUUGCAGCAAGCUUACAACAUUGUGGCCGCUGCCGGUGAAUCCGGAGUGUCCCAAUCGUCGAUGGCUCUCCAAAUGGGACUGGACAAGUUGAACGCUCGGGGCGUCGUUAAAAAUCUGAUGCGACUCAAAGCCGUCGAAGGGCACGCCGUGGACGAAGGCCGCCAACGCACCACAAAGUACUUUAUCCCCGGAUUGACCCAGCAAGCGGUUUCGUUCGACAAAGAAAUCCAGUACAUUCAGCUGAUGAACAACCAAAUCGUGCAGCAACAACUGCAGCAAAGUGAGCCGCAAAUGAUCCUGCCGGAUGAGGCCAUUCCCAGCACGAGCUCGACCCCCCAACAGAUUGUCAAAUCGGAAGCCGGCGCAAACUUUUCCAUCACGAUUGAGCCGGAUGAUCCGGUUCCGGGUGAGCUGGAAGAAGAAACUAGCAACACGACAUUGGCCAACCCGGAAGCCUUGGACGCGGUCCAGUGCGAGAUCAACAUAACCGACCAAGUGGUGUCGCUGAAGAAGGCCCAAGCUGGGUUGUCCGGUAUGAUGAAGUCGAAGCAUCUGAGCGCUAAAAUGUUGAGGCGUUGCAACCUGAUCGUUGACUUGGUGAAGGCGUUUCAGGUGUUGGAACCGCGCACCAUCCUGAAGAAGAUCAACGAUCACGAAAAGAGCCUUGGGAACAAAUCCGAGGCGUGCAACAAGUCGGUGCUGCGCCUGCUUGGCAAGUUGGCCGCGGACAAGUUUCUGAAGAUCGCCAAUGUUCGGCUGGUCAAGGAGGAUCGUGAGUUGAGUGUGAUCUACGCCUGUGAGAACUCCGUUGACGAGAACAGCAAGGUGUUGCAGUGUAAAAUCGAUUCCGCCAAGACACGCAUGUUGCUGCAGAAUCCGGGCUCGGUGGCGAUGGUCAGCAAGAAACUGGCGACUGCCGCGGAGGCGAUGGAGGAGGCAAAUGUUCCAAAGACCGGGUACAGCUACGAAGGGACGUUGGCAAAGUGCCUGCGGAUGAAGUUGUUCCACGAGUUUCUGUUCUACCUAAUCUACAGCCACCCGGAAGAUGCACCGGUGCUGAACGCGAAAGAGUGGUCACGGUUGCCGGGACUGGAGGACUUCAACGAACCCUUUUCGCCGAUCUACAGUACCGACGGGUGGAAGAUUUUUGUUCCUCCGCUGAACACAUACGAUGAUUACGGCGCUGGUUGGGCUGUCAUAACGGACAUCACGAUCCGACUUCCGCUGUCCAUCUUUUGCCAGAUUUGUACCUUUGGGUUCUACACCAAAGAGUUGGACUACUACCUGAAUCACCCGCUUCGGCGGCACAUGCUGAUCAAGCAACUUCCCCGACCGAUCCGGUUGCAGCUGUUCCGUCAACGAAAGUACGUCUACAACAUCUACGAGCUGUGCUCGAAGCUAUGCUACGCCGGCCUGCUCCAGUUUGGUCCGCAACGGGCGAAGGAUCGCGACCAGACGUACAUCUAUCUGAAUCGGCACACGGCCCUGUUGGACACGCGCAGCUCCGAAGUUGGGUACAACGAAAUCGAGGAGAAGGACUACCCGAUGCUCGGAUUUCAGUUCGUCGCGCCGGAAGACCUGGGUGGGUACUGGGAAACGCUCUACUCGUACGCGAUGGAGACCAUUUUAAAUCGCCGAAGCGUUGCGGUCGGCAAGGAGAUUCUCGUUCAGCAGCUCGCCGUCAAGCCGGAAAUGCUCGAGGCGGUCAAGCCACGAACACCGGCGGAAGCGAUUGUAAACGAUGUGCAACGGUUACCUCCGGGAGAUUCUCGGGGCGCGGCUGGGAUGGACACGGCCAUGUUUAUCCACCUCAAGUCCAACUGGCACAAGAUCAUGAACUACGCCCCGGCGGAACGAGCCAACCAGAAGGCCAAGAUCAAGCGCAUGAAGACGGUCAAGAAGAUGAUCGCGAUCAACAAGGAGAAGGCGGCGGAAGCUGCGGCCGCAGGACCGAUCGCGGCCCGUAACACCAAACGACUGACCGCACCGAAAGAUCCCAAGGACAAGAAGCUGGUUCUGAAGAGCAAACUGACGGUGAAGCCGUUUGCCUCGACCUACCGCAAGUACGGCGAAAAGAAGCACGCGAUCAAGAUUCGCAAGAUCGAGUCACGGGUCAGCAAGGCACGCGCCAGGAACAUCUACGACGAGGUCGAUCGCAGGGCGCUCAAACUUAUGAAGAAGCUGCGCGUCGAUUGGAACCGCCACGAGGACGCCAUGUUGCUGCUGUGCCGAAUCGGUGUCCACUAUCUGUUCGGCGAGCAGAACCUGAAGCAAAACACCAUCCUCACGUCCAGCAUCUACCGGGACAUUCUCCACUGGACCGAUCCGGGCUCGCAGAACAAAACGUCACGGGCGUGCCAGCGGCGAACGAACUACAUGGUCAAGCACAAGCACGGCAACGCGUCCAGCAUCAAGCUGUGCGUUGAAGAGGCCAAGCUGAACCCGGUCAUUGAGCGACGCUUUGGCGCCGACUUUAUGCAGAACCUUCGCAGGGAGUAUCCCGGGAAUGAUGAGUUUGCGAUGGCACUGAAGGUGCACUUUGUCGAGCUGGUGUACAUGCUGAAGAAGACGCUGACCAAGCUCAACUCGGACCACUUCCGAGGGGUCGCCGAUGAGGACACUUCCGACCGGUUGUUCAUCCCGAACUCGGUCCCAGAGUUUGAAAGGCGUUUCAACGUGCUCCAAAUGCAGGACAAGGUCGACGGACUCAACUACGAUCGCAAUCCGAACUGCCAGGAGGACAUCAUCCUGUUCAAGCUGGUCACGCUGAUUCACAGUGCCGUGACGAACGUCAAAGAUCGCUCCAACUUUAACGUGCAGCUGUUCAACAUCUACAAAAACUACUCCGAGAAGCACCUGUCGGCGGCGAUGAAGAUGGUGCGCUCGUACAAGAUGAUUUCGCUGACGCGCAAGCUGAAGGCCGCCAAGGUGAUCCCGUCGAGCAUCGUGCCGAACUACGACAAUCCGUACCGGGUGUCGGUGACCUACCUGAACCAACUCUGCACCAAGAUUCCGUUCGAGAUCUUCGGGCUGGUGUACGAGAACUACAUGCGGCUGAUUGAUCGGGCUAGUUUCGAGGAGGCGGUCACGUUCGACGACGGCGGCCAGGGGCUGAUGCUGCUGCUGGCGGAACUGCUCGCGAUCGAGCGGGCCGAGAUGCAGCUGGAGGCGCCUGCGCAGUACAUUCAGGUCAAUCCGGAGCUGCAAAAUACCUCCAAGGGCGAUGAGCUGGGCAAGGUGUUUACCGAGUUCCCGGUGGGUGACGAGGACAAAGCUGGUGGGUCGCAGGAAUCAGAGCCGGAGAUACCGGAAAUCAAGCCGGAGCCGGACCCGAAGAAGUUGCGCUUCAACUCGUGCAACGACGUUUGCUUCAACUACGUGACCCAUCCGGUCGAGAAGCUGACCAAGAUCCCGAUGGAGUAUUUGCACUUUUUCUGCCUGCUGAACAGUUUCCGCGAGCGGAGUUACUUGCGCAACUACAAGAUCGACCAGACGGCGAACAUUUGCGCGAUGCCGGAUUGUAUAUUGCUGGACGCGGACCGGGGUUUGAUGACGAAGUGCAUCGCGAUCGCGCUGGCCAGACGGGACACGAUCGAGCGGUUGAAGAUGUCCAAGGUGUCUCGUAUCGAGAUGACGCCGGCGUUGUCGUUGCGCGAGGACAACCUGAUCCAGUUUUUUACGCGAUCGGUCAACGAGUACGUCAAGGCACGCACAGAGUUGCAGCGGCGUGAUCUGGGUAAGAUCGCGGACGGCAUGAAGAAGCAGAUCAACAUGGUCGAGCUGGCGGACGAAAUAGUUCGCUUCGACAAGGCACAGGACUUUAACUGGCUCGAUCGUUACGAGAUUACCCAAGUGGAGGAUUACGAAGGCAGGGACGACGACGGUGACGAUUUGAACGCGUUCUCCCGCAACCUGCCAGUUCGGGACGAAGUGACGGAGAAGGUGUACAAAAUGCACAACUUUUACGUCGUGACCUAUCUCAAGAUCAACGUCCGUCUCUUGUACGAACAUCCGAACCUGCUCAAGCAGCGAGUCCAAUUUGACAACCGGAGCAUUCCGCGCGUGUUCCUGCCGGAAAAUUACGAACUUCGCCAGGACAUCCUCACCAAGAUCACCAGUGACGCCAUCUGGCCUCCGCAGGAAGAGCUGGAACCGCUACUCGAGCAGGCCAGCCCGCUGAUCUACCAGAAUCCCCGCCUCUCCGCUCUAGCCUCCUUCAUCGAGGAUCGCGAGUACUUUGGCGCGUCCGUUCAGGACCUCGCCGACCGCUUCCGCAACCGGGACGAACUGCGCUCCGAUCUGCAGAUGCUCAUCAACUUCAAGUUCAUCCUGCGGACCGGCUACCGGCACGUGGUCUACAUCCACUGGCAGUACGUGCAGCCAUGGCUAAUCAAAACCAGCUGCGUGGUGCACGAUCAACCGGAAGCGUCGUCGUCUUCGGCUGGCCCGAGUUCCCUUAAGCGACGACGCAGCGAAGAUCAAGACGAAGAAUCGCCACCACCACGUAAGGCACGCCGCCAGGAGUUGGAGCGUAGACUGGAGGAGGCCGUCGAGCGGGAUCGAUACAAACCCAAGAAGAAUCUCUCGCUGUCGAUGCAUCCGUGGCACAAGGUUGACGGCGCCGUCAACCACCGGUUACUGUACCGAUGGUUGACGUCGCUGCUCAUGUACUGCAUCUCCCAUCCGGGAGUUCUGCUGACGGUGAUCUACUCCCGAUUCAACCUGAUGGCACCGGUUCACUUGUAUUAUCUCCUAGAGAUCCUGCAAGAGUACGGCUGCAUCAAGCUGUUCGUGAUGGACGUCCGGCCGAAGCGGACGCUUUUCUCGACGUACCGCCCGGUCAAGACUGAACCGGCCACAGAGUUUGACCGCGAGGAGCACACCUACAUCGAACCCUGCCCGAGCGCUCUGUCGACGCUGUCGAUGUUUAUCGGCGACCAUCGCAAGUUCCAGGAGAACUUUCUGGCGCCGCCCAAGAAUGUUCAGGCGGAGGGAGACGACGAGGAGGAUGAAGAAGAGGCCGGCGAGAUCAACUCGCAGGAUUCGGACAAGGAAUAAGAAGAGGACGACAUUUCGACAUUUUACAGGUAGAUUUCUUUUUUAAAACGCUAAUUACAACGCUUCCAUGAA